UCUCUCUCCCUCUCUCUUUCUAUCUCUCGCUUCUUUAUCUGUUUCCCUCUCCCUCUCUCUCUCACGGUUUCUGUGAUGAACCAUUUUAUGCUACUGAGCUGCCAUAGCUGCUGACCUGCUCCUACCGCUGGCUCCUGUAGUCUUUCAACCUAAGAGGAGAUCGCUGCCCUGGUGCACGGGUCUCUCGCCACCGCUGCUGCCAAGGAGACAGAGAUCAGCACCAGGAGGAGGGAGUGUGAAGCACUUGAGGCAGAGGUGAAGAAACGCCACCAAACAUGUCAGACUCUGGAGAAUGAGUAUCAAGAUGUGCUCCAGGAGAAGGCCCACCUGAGUCUCCAGUUGUUCCACAGCAGCAAGAAGGGUUCCGAGUAUGACAAGGUGAACGCCGAGUAUGCCCAGCUCAGAGAGACGCUCGGGACGGUGACGUGGGAGCGAGAUUCAGCCGUGCAGGAGAAGAACCAGCUCCAAGGCAAACUGGAGAACCUAGAGCAGGUGCUCAAGCAUAUGCGCGAGGCUGCGGAGCGGAGGCAGCAGCUAGAGUUGGAGCAUGAGCAGGCCCUGGCUGUCCUCAAUGCAAAGCAGCAGGAGAUUGACCUUCUGCAAAAGGCUCAGGUUGAGGCUAAAAAGGAACAUGAAGGCGCGGUCCAUCUGUUAGAGAACCACUUGGACAGCAUGCAGGCGAAAGUGCGCGAGCUGGAGGAGAAAUGUCGGAAUCAGAGUGAGCAGUUCAACCUGCUUUCCAAGGAGCUGGAGAAGUUCCGGCUGCAGGCGGGGACCUUCGACAUCCUCAGCACGGAGCCGCUCACCCUGUGCGAGUCCCCAGGAUCACCCAGCAAAUCCUUGUCCCAGCUGCUCAAUGGGUUGGCCUGCCCGCUGGGGAAGGGCAACGAGGCUCCGAUGAGCAGGUCUCUGAUCUCAGAGUUCAUCAGGCCGCUCCAGAUGAGUGGGGACAAGCCUGACCUGCUGUCGCUCAAGCCCACCUUCCUCACCCGCGGCCGGGACAGCGGGCCCCGGCAGACCCUUCUCUCUGAGAUGGAGAAAGAACUGAGCUCAGCAACAAGGGUGAGGCAAAGGUUCACCGGCAAGGUCCGUCUGUGCACAGCUCGCUACAGCUAUAAUCCUUACGACGGACCAAACGAGCACCCAGAAGCAGAGCUCCCCCUGGUGUCAGGGAAGUACCUCUAUGUUUACGGGACAAUGGAUGAAGAUGGCUUUUAUGAAGGAGAGCUGCUGGACGGCCAGCAGGGUCUGGUCCCUUCCAAUUUCGUGGACUUUGUCCAAGACGAGGAGAAACCUGCCGUCCAAAACAGAGACGGUGCCAAGGAGUACGCAUACCUCAACCACAGUAGCCUGGCCUCCAAGAGACUCGGAGCAGGACUCGGCCUAGGCCUGGGCCUGGGGAAGGCUACGACCGGGGGCACGGGCCAUAGUUCAGGCCUCAGUUCAGGCCUCAGUUCAGGCCUCAGCUCCGGCCUCAGCUCAGGCCUGAGCAUGGGUCUGGGAAGUCUGUUGUCGGACUGUAAGAUGGACGGCAUGAGCAACAGCCGACUGGCCAUGGACCUCCUGGGCACAUGCAGCAAUGGGACGGGGACCCUGGACGUCAGCACUGAUGAGGUUGGCGAAGACGUUGUGCCUUACCCCCGCCGCAUCAACCUCAUCAAACAGCUGGCCAAGAGUGUGAUCGUGGGCUGGGAGCCGCCGGUGGUGCCGCCCGGCUGGGGCUCCAUCAGUGGCUACAAUGUGCUGGUGGACGACGAGGUGCGUAUGAGCGUCCCCUACGGGGGUAGGACCAAGUCCCUGAUCGAGAGGCUCAACCUGGCCACCAGCACCUACCGCGUGUCGGUGCAGUGCAUCACUGAGCGCGGCCUGUCGGACCGCCUGCGCUGCAGCCUGCUGGUGGGCAAGGAGGUGGUUGUGGCGCCCUACUACCUGCGCGUCGACAACAUCACGCAGGUCUCCGCCGAGCUCUCCUGGAUGCCCAGCAACAGUAACUACAGCCACAACAUCUUCCUGAACGGCAGCGAGUAUGACAUGGUGAAGGCCGGAGGACACCGCUACCAGUUCUUCAACUUGAAGCCCAUGACGGUGUACAAGGUGAAGGUGGUGGCCAGGGAGCAUCAGGUGCCUUGGCAGCUUCCCCUGGAGCACAGGGAGAAGAGGGAGAUCUCCGUGGAGUUCUGCACUCAGCAUGCAGGGCCCCCGUUCCCCCCCCAGGAGGUGCAGGUCCAGUGCGGUCCGACGGCGGGGAUCAUGCAGGUCCGAUGGAAGCCCCCGGACCUUUCCGCCGCCGGGACCUCCAACGGGGCCAACGUCAUCGGCUACGCCGUUUGCACAAAGGGGCAAAAGAUAGCAGAGGUCAUGUUCCCCACGGCGGACUACGUGAGCGUGGAGGUGAACCGGAUCCAGGGGCUGGAGGCCCGGGAGGUGAUAGUCAGGACGUUGUCGGCCCAGGGCGAGUCCCAGGACUCCCCCGCCGCCCUCAUCCCCCACACCCUCCUGGGCUCCCCCCGCCUCUCCCGCCGCACCACCGCAGCGCUCCACCCGCCCUACCCCUCCACCUACCCCCCCACGCACCCUCAGCCCCAGGUCCAGGCCCUGCCGUCCCGGGCCCCCCCGCACACACUGCCGCACCCCCAACUACACACUCCGCCCCCCCACCACCACCACCACCCGCCCCCGCCCCACUUCCCCCCCCACGCGGGGCCCCAGACCAAGCCCCUGCUCGGCGCCCGGGACCCCGACACCAAAGACCGCGAAGCCGGGCUCCGGGCGGCGCGACCCUGGGAGCGCUCGCCCUCGCCGCUGCCCCCCUGCAUGCGGGGCGGGCCCCACCUGGAGCCCCCCUACCUGGCGCCGCGCCGCUCGCCCUCCCCGCAGAGGAUCCUGCCCCAGCCGCAGGGGGCGCCCAUCCCCAACACCAUCGCCAAGGCCAUGGCCCGUGAGGCGGCCCAGAGGGUGUUCGCCGAGGGCAACCGGGCGGAGAAGAGGAACAUAUUCAGGGACCGGGGCAUGCACUCUGUGAACUCUGACGAGGAGGAGGACGGCUACGACGCAUCCCACGCCCGGAGGAGGGGGGCGUCGGUGGACGAGUUCCUCCGGGGGUCCGAGCUGGGCCAGCAGCACCUCGCACACCACCACCACCACUACAGCCACAGCGAGGACUACCACACGGAGAGCAGCAGGGGGUCCGACCUGUCCGACAUCAUGGAGGAGGACGAGGAGGACCUGUACUCUGAGAUGCAGCUGGAGGAAGGCCGCCGGCGCAGCAUCAACUCCCACAGCACGCUCAAGGCGUACUACAGGCGGCAGGACUUGGCCGAGGAGCGGGACAACUGGGACCUUCAACGGGAGGUGGUGAAACAGAAGCCGCUCCGCAGCAAGCGGCUCCACAGCAUCCCGGAGGUGGCGGAGGAGGAGGCCGACGGGAACGACGCCAUGGGCCAGCGGCUGGGCCACGAGGACGGCUCCGGGGGCCGUCAGCGCCCGGGGACCCCCAACACCCAGAGACGGGACCACCACCACCACAACGCCUACCAACACGAACUGCAGCAGCAACAGCAGCAGCAGCAGGAGCCGCGCUCGCACGACCGCCUGCUGCGACGCCAGCGCUCCUCCCCGCGCUUCGCUGCCGGCUACGGCUACGGCUCGGAGGAGCGCGGUCCGGGAAGGCCCAGCCGCCAGAACACCAAGAGCCCCGACAGCGGGCUGGACUGCGGCAGCGAGGAGGAGGGCUCUCUGGGGCGGGGCUACUACUACGCCUACGCCGGCCCCGCCACCCGGGGCCCCGUCCGCAUCAUCCACUGCGAGGGCCCCGUGGAGCGGCGGGCGCUGGCCAUGGGCCGCCGGCGCACGCUGACGCGGCAGUGCAGCAUGGAGGAGGACUACUGCCGGGACGCGCCGCCGCACACGGCCCAGUCGGUGCACACAGGGGACUUCCGCAGCAGGGAGCGCACAGGGUCGGGCCGCAGGGGAGACUUGUGUUGGGAGGGCGCCCGCAGUGAGGGCUGGCUGAACGAGAUGGACAGGGUGUGUUACAGCCCGCACAGGGAGGCUAGGGCCCAGUCCAUGUCCCGACUGGGCCGGGAGCAGCCGCUGAUCAUCGGGAACUCUGCGUCCCACGGCCACUCGGACCGCCAGGACCACUCAGGGAGGAGGAGCGGCGCCCUUGGCAACCAGCGACGGCCCAUCCCGUCGAUCGACGGGUACGGCGUGGGGUCCGGGCGACGCCCCGGUCGUGCCCGCCGCUCUUCCGACUGCUACGAGGAGUCGGAGGCGGACGAGAUGACCCGCAUCUUCGUGGCACUGUUCGACUACGACCCGCUGUCCAUGUCGCCCAACCCGGACGCCGCCCGCGAGGAGCUUCCCUUCAAGGAGGGCCAGAUCCUCAAGGUGUUUGGGAAGAAAGACACGGACGGGUUCUACCGGGCUGAGAUCAGAGACCGCUCAGGGCUGAUCCCUUGCAACAUGGUGUCUGAGAUCCAGACGGAGGACGAUGACAUGAUGCUGCAGUUGCUCAAGCAGGGCUUCCUUCCCCUCAACACUCCUGUAGAGAGACUGGUGAACUGUGACCGUUUCAAAGAUGGCCGCACACUAAACCGCAGGUCCAGGAAGUCCAAGAGAGAGAGGAACCGGCGCAGCGGGCGCCAGCUCUCCAUGUCCACCCGGAGGAUGGUGGCCCUCUACGACUACGACCCCAGAGAGAGCUCUCCUAACGUGGACGUAGAGUAUGAUGGUCGCAGGCUGAAUGAGGAGGCCGAGCUGACAUUCUGUGCUGGGGAUGUCAUCGUGGUGUUCGGUGAAAUAGACGAGGACGGUUUCUACUAUGGGGAGCUCAACGGACACAAGGGACUCAUUCCUUCCAACUUUCUCGAAGAAGUGCCUGACGACGUGGAGGUCUUUCUCUCCGACCCGCCGUCCCGUUACCCCCCGGACCACCCGGGGCGCAUCAAGACCAAAAGGAAGAAGAGUGUUCAUUUCACACCUUAACGGCUCUGUUUCCAUCACGUAAGUGAACAACAGAGAAUACCAACCCUCCACUUCCCUGGUCUAAUGCAGAUGGGUGCCCACGGUUUCUGCUCCCAAACAUCAUCCUGCAGACAUUAUGUGUUAGCUCUGCGAGAUACAGCCUGUCAUGGUGCAGACACUCUUUCUGUUCUGUGUUUUCCUCCCCCUGAAUAUGACUGCUGUGUCUUGUGGUUUGGUGGAUGGCCCACCCUAACCCAUGCAUUAGACAACCCAGUAUGGCAUCUUCUGUUGUAUCUCUGAGUGUUGUACCUGACAAUGUCCUCGUCCCUGCACAUUCUCUCCUGCUGUAAUUCAUGCUAAGCUAAAAGGCAACUGCUUUGCACAACUAUUUGUCCUCCAUGCCCCUGACAGACAGGCUCAGCACCCAUAGCGGACCGAGUAGGAUCUGCCAGAAUAAGACCCGUAACAAGUCUUUAAUGGGUUGGCGUUACACCAAGAACCAUAAUAAGGGAAAACAGCAAAAACCCAGGUGCUAACAUUUUAUUCUCACUGGAUUAAUUUAUUAAGAUGAACGUAAGGCACACACACAUGUUUGUGUGUGUGUAUAUAUAUAUAUAUAUAUCUAUAUAUAUAUAGAAAUAUAUAUAAUUUGUACUCCAAUUUAUGUUCAAGUUAAAAGAUUUGGCCCCAACAAUUUACUUAAUGAAAAGACAAAUUUCAUUAGAUAUUUCUACAAAUGCAUAUCACAAGGCAUUGUUAAACAAAAUUGUAAUUGAGAUUGGUGUUUUGAAGUUUAGGAUUGUGAUUCCGACAUGUUAACAAUGGAACAAUAACUUUUGUAGCUAAUAGUCAAAGACAGCAUUCUCAUGCCAAUCAUUCGUCUCCCAAAAGUGCAAUUUUAAGGAGCCUUUUAGCUCGAUGAUUACAACAAAAUAACUAAGACAUUCUUUUCUCUGUGACCUGGUUAUAUGAGUGAAUAUUUAUAGAUAUCCAUAUAUCCUUUUAUAUAUAUAUAUAUAUAUAUAUAUAUAUAUAUAUAUAUAUACUGUAUGUGUAAAUAUCCACAGGAAGGAAACUGAAUGUGAUCAAACUUCUGUCCUAACUUUCCCGUUCAACUGUACUGUACUCAACUGUAUUUCCCGGUCAUGUGUACACCAUCCCUGCCUUCGCUAGCAGUUCCUCAUUAGCAUCGGCCGGUUGGUUUGCUGCGCUAAGUGCGUAGCGAUCAGCGUGCAAGAACAACCCUCCUCUCCUGUUCUGUUGUAGCGUUGACAUAGAAGCUUCUUCAGGCUUUCUAUAUGUUAGCAGGGGGGGGGACGACACCACGCAGGUACAGAGAGGACUGAGUCAGUGGGAGUAGAGACUGAGGUGGGGUGCGCCUGGCUUUUUAACACCCUCAACUGUCCCUUACGGGUCUCCCAUCAGGUCCGUUGGAAAAACCGUCCCCGCCCAGAAGAGCCUCCUCCUCUCCCCCAGGGCGUCCGCACGUCACUGGCUCCUCGUCCCGGGGGCCAGGCUGCCCCAUGGCCCCCCAGUCCACAGAGAAAAAGGGACUACUCAUCAAAGGGAAGAUACUAUUGAAAAGAGACGUGGCAGCGCUAUAAAUCGUUUGGCGUAUUCUAUUACGGUGCAGUCACUUUUUUUCCUCAGUAAAAUCAUGAAAAACUCACAUUUCAAGAUUUUCUACAGUGGAUGGGUGGUGUUUGUUUGCUCAAAUGCUCUAUUCUUGUACAUCUGUUGUAUACUAGAAUUAGUAUUUUUGUUAAUUGAUUACAGUAACCUAUUUUGAACAAUUCAUCCUGUCAUGCUCAGGGGGCUCCUGAGCCUCGUCCUCCCCUGUUCCUCCAUGUCUUUUGGUCCGCCACAGCUACCGUUGGGAUGCAGUAGGCAUCCGUGGAUAUUCUCCACAUGGCUAAAUGUGACGGCACCCGGACCGCGCGGAGUGCCUCAGUCGGACCAACGGCUCUUCGUACGACCCCGAGAUCAAAGGACGAGAUCCUAAGAAAGUCGUAUUGACAACCACACAGCUGGAGGGCGUGCGGUCACGUGACCGGCCCGAUUCAGAGGGAUUCAUACACAAAGCUUGUCCUGAGCCGGCAGGCCGCUCCGGCCUGCUCCACAGGGGGUCUGCAUACAUUACUUCGGCACAUUCCCUACUUAACCCUUCAAAGCACACGCAAGACAGUGGGGCGGUUCCCAUUGUGAGUUUGAGAUGUGGAGCAUGCAGUACUGUAUAAAGAAAUAUAUAAAAAUAAACAUAUAUGUGUAUAUAAAUAUAUAUACAUAAAUAUAUAUAUAUAUGUGUAUAUAUGUAUAUAUAUGUAUAUAUAUAUAUAUAAGGCUGUUAUUCAGUGCAGUUUACUACUGAGAAAAAUAAGAAAUUGGCCUCGCAUCUUUUGAGUACAGCCUUGGGCCCCGAAUGGGACAUUGGACAAUAGCACACGCCAGAGGCAACAGGGUCUCUAAAGGUGAAGCAUUAAGUUCCCUCAGUCAGUUAAGUAGUGGUACAUUGCCUCAUAGAUUCAACCUCCAUGUUAUUUGCCUUAUGAAUUGCACAAUUGUUUGUACAUUGUCAUGUGGUGUGUGGUUUUAUGGAUGGUAGUGAUUCAUGUAACGUCUCAGAAAAUGUUAGGAGCAGCAAAUUAUCAAUCCAUUUCUGUAGUGUGCACUGUGUUGUGGGCUUGUCAUGUUUAUUUGGAAUCCAAAAGUCUAACUAUGGCUGGGAUGUGUCUGCCCAUCGUUUAAGGCCCCUGGAAUUAAUUUACAAAAUAAUGCAGUAAGGGGAAACUUACUGUGACGUUAAAUGUGCACGAUUUCCAAUAAAUUAAAUGUUAUGUCGCAUUAAUGGCAAUUUAGCAGAUUAUGGAGCUUUAUUUUUGUCCCGUCAUAGCCAUAUUGUAGGGUCUGUAGCUGUCUGCGAUUGCCUUUUGGUCAACAUGUGAACAACGAUUGCCCUAUGUAAUUAAACCAUACAAACCAGUUCAAUUCAGGGAUGGGUGAAAGAAAUGGAACAUCUGUUAAAAAUAUAUAUAUUUUUAAGUAGCAAUUUAUUUCCAACAUGCACCUUGUGGGGAGGCUUUGUCAAUAUACUGGGUUACCGGAUCAAAUGACAUGACCAGUAAUGCAUAGGUCUUUUCCACAGUAUUCUCCAGACACAAGACUACCUCUACGUUGCCCCCUCCCCUUCCUCAAAAAUUAUCUAUGAAAUCUGGAUUUCAAUUUGACAGAAGCCAAGUAUAAAUUUAUGUUGAUAAUCAUUAGUUCUGAAUAUAAAUGGUGCCGGAAACAGUACUGUACUUCAUGUAGAUCAACACCCUAGCACAUAGAGUAGUGAAUGUACGAUCCAGUGAAAGGCUAUGUUUUUCUCUAAAGUACCCACAAGGAUGGUGCAAUGUCCGAUGUCUUUGUAUGUGAAAUUAAACAUGUCUCCCAUUCCAAGCUCUAAACCAUCAAUAUAUAUUUUUUGCGAUAUAAAAGAGUAACAAACUGCCAAAAAAGAAUGUAGAAACAUUCUGUAAUACCUUCUGUACAAAUUUCAUCUAGUCCUGAGGAUUUCUGUGCAUCUUAACCCAUAUAUGGACCAUCUUAGUCAUUGCUUCUUUUCUGUUUGGAUGACUGUUGCUGUUUUUGUACUUUGUCCAUUUGUACAUUUUUAAAUGUUUAUACUUGAUUUUCGAACUGCCUUUUUUGUAAAUUCAACUUUUUAAUCCAAACCGUGCAAGCUUUCCCCAUGGUGUCUUCUAGACCAUAUUGUCCAAGUCUGCGAUUGUGUGCUAGCUUUAUAUCAGCCUAUAUUGAUGCAAAUUAUUGUGUGGGUGUGCAUGUGCAAAUUUUUAAAAAUCAAAAUAAAUUUUAAUAUUUUAUAAUUUUG
Molecule: messenger RNA, 8836 nt
Organism: Gadus morhua (Atlantic cod)
Lineage: Eukaryota; Metazoa; Chordata; Actinopteri; Gadiformes; Gadidae
Gene: rimbp2b
Product: RIMS binding protein 2b
Exons: 26
Coding region: 505-4986 (1493 amino acids)
Biological process (GO): neuromuscular synaptic transmission
Molecular function (GO): protein binding
Source: RefSeq, a predicted model, not a curated record